CCGAAACCCACCAUCCGCCAUCCCGCUCGUGCUCCGUCGAUGCACUCCCUCCUACAAUGCAGCCGCCGGCGCCUCCCCAUCGUCGCCGCCAUCCAGCGCCGUAGCCGCUCCCUCGUGACGCUCGCCAUCGAGACGUCCUGCGACGACACUGGAGUCGCCAUCCUCCGGCACACGCCCAAGUCGACCGAGCUCCUCUUCAACGAGCGCAUAUCGUCCGACAACCGCGCCUUCAAGGGAAUACACCCCCUGGUCGCCGUAAAGGGCCACAGCUCUGCGCUGGCACCCCUCGUCCGCCGUGCCCUCGACGCUCUGCCUGACGAUGUCGGUGAUGGAAGGCAUUGCACUGCGCCCGGCGGCGCUCGCAAGCAGAUCCCGGACUUUGUCUCGGUGACGCGCGGGCCUGGGAUGCGCUCCAACUUGGGGAUUGGGCUGGAUAUGGCAAAGGGACUUGCCGUUGCUUGGGGUGUGCCGCUGGUGGGAGUUCACCACAUGCAGGCUCACGCCUUGACACCCCGCCUGGCGAGAGCGUUGGGCAUGAGUAUGGGAGAGAAGCAGACAGAGGAGGGGACCAGAUCCGGACCAGAGUUUCCCUUUCUGUCUCUCCUCGUCUCUGGAGGACACACACAACUCGUCUACUCGUCCGGCCUCACAGACCACGCUAUCCUCGCCACGAGCGGUGAUAUUGCCGUCGGGAACCUGCUCGACCAGACAGCCCGUGACAUCCUCCCCGCGGAUGUUUUUGACUCGAGCGAUCAUGUCAUGUACGGUCGUCUCCUCGAGGCCUUUGCCUUCCCACCAGGCGAGGACAUGGAAUCUGCUUACGAGUCUGUCUUUACACCGCCGGCCUCGCGGGCUGCUGAGAUGGAGCCUCCCCCCUCAGGAUACGACUGGGUUGUGCCGACACCGUUCAGGCAGAGCCGUAAGCUCGCCUUUUCCUUUAGCAGUAUCUACACGCACGUGCACAAUAUUGCUACGGAAUCAGGCUCAUCUAUGUCUGUGGUUGAGCGCCAGACACUGGCACAACACACCAUGAUGGCGGCCUUUACACACCUCGCAGGUCGGCUAUGCGUAGCCUUGGAGGAUAGGCCAGAGCUGUGUGAGGCAAAGACACUCGUCGUGGCCGGCGGCGUGGCGAGUAAUCGCUUCCUCAUGCACGUUCUUCGCCGGAUGCUGGCAGUUCGUGGGUUUGGACAUUUGCAGAUCGUAGCACCACCUGUUGAGCUCUGCACCGACAACGCCGCCAUGAUUGCGUGGACGGGCAUGGAGAUGUUUCAGGCCGGCUGGGAGUCUGAGGUGAAUAUCACGGGGAUUGGAAAGUGGCCUAUGGACCCGGAGCAUGGGGAGGGCAUAUUAGGUGUUGACGGUUGGGUGAGACGAGAGUCAUGA
This is a messenger RNA of Fusarium falciforme, 1386 nucleotides long. Its product is annotated as TRNA N6-adenosine threonylcarbamoyltransferase, mitochondrial. The record is from RefSeq and is a predicted model, not a curated record. NCBI's taxonomy places the organism in Eukaryota, Fungi, Ascomycota, Sordariomycetes, Hypocreales, Nectriaceae. The coding region runs from base 40 to 1386 and encodes 448 amino acids. Gene Ontology annotation, cellular component: mitochondrion. The transcript has a single exon. Gene Ontology annotation, biological process: mitochondrial tRNA threonylcarbamoyladenosine modification.